CCACCCAGGUGCCGCCGCUGGGCAGCACUGGCCCAGGACUUGGGCUGUGUCAGGAAAUGCCAGAAGGGCCUCGUGUGUUUGGAUUUAAAAGUUUCAGUCAGCCUCAGAGUUGGAGGCCUCAAUUCUAAAGAAAGCAAAACCACUUUAGUCACUACGGGUAAAUAUGAUCGCCGAAGCCUCCUCCGCCUCCAAAUUUAAUGCACCGGCAGGCGGAAGACCUAUAGGGUCCGGUUCAGAAAAGGGCCCGUCAGGACCUCGAGCCCAGGAAUAAAAGAUCCUGGGGAUCCUCCUGGCCGCCCGGUUGGAAAGGCAACAUCGCAGGCCGCCGGCUCUGGACACUGAUGACCCGGGCCCUGCUUCGGCCCGGGCGAAGAGGAAAACUGAAAGGGCUGGUUUUUCCUUGAGGGGGAACGAUGACUGCAACGCACCGGAAGCGGCGCGCUGAGAGGCUCGCGGGUGCGGCGGAGACGGUCAGUCCGGGAGGCGCUGGGAGGGCUUCCUCAGGGUUGUGGGCUAGGAAGGCCGCCGCAAGGUGCCUCCUCACAUACCCCUCGCGGGCCCAGCAGGCCAACAGCGUGGGGCGGCGGCGACGUCGACGGCCGGGGCUGGGAGCGCUGGCGGCCGGGGUCCCAGCCAUGGCCGAGUCUGUGGAGCGGCUGCAGCAGCGGGUCGAGGAGCUGGAGCGGGAACUGGCCCAGGAGAGAAGUCGCCGGGCCUUGGGGGGCGGCGAUGGAGGAGGCGGUCGGGCCCGCAUCGAAAAGAUGAGCCCCGAGGUGGUGGAUUCCAACCCCUACAGCCGCCUGAUGGCAUUGAAACGAAUGGGAAUUGUAAGUGACUAUGAGAAAAUCCGUACCUUUGCUGUAGCAAUAGUAGGUGUUGGUGGAGUUGGCAGUGUGACUGCUGAAAUGCUGACAAGAUGUGGCAUUGGUAAGUUGCUACUCUUUGACUAUGACAAGGUGGAACUGGCCAAUAUGAACAGACUUUUCUUCCAGCCUCAUCAAGCAGGAUUAAGUAAAGUUCAAGCAGCAGAACAUACUUUGAGGAACAUUAAUCCUGAUGUUCUUUUUGAAGUACACAACUACAAUAUAACCACAGUAGAAAACUUUGAACAUUUCAUGAAUAGAAUAAGUAAUGGUGGAUUAGAAGAAGGAAAACCUGUUGACCUAGUUCUUAGCUGUGUGGACAAUUUUGAAGCUCGAAUGACAAUAAAUACAGCUUGUAAUGAGCUUGGACAAACAUGGAUGGAGUCUGGGGUCAGUGAAAAUGCAGUUUCAGGGCAUAUACAGCUCAUAAUUCCUGGAGAAUCUGCUUGUUUUGCGUGUGCUCCACCGCUUGUAGUUGCUGCAAAUAUUGAUGAGAAGACUCUGAAACGAGAAGGUGUUUGUGCAGCCAGUCUUCCUACCACUAUGGGAGUGGUUGCUGGGAUCUUGGUACAAAAUGUGUUAAAGUUUCUGUUAAAUUUUGGUACUGUUAGUUUUUACCUUGGAUACAAUGCAAUGCAGGAUUUUUUCCCUACUAUGUCCAUGAAGCCAAAUCCUCAGUGUGAUGACAGAAAUUGUAGGAAGCAACAGGAAGAAUAUAAGAAAAAGGUAGCAGCACUGCCCACACAGGAGGUUGUUCAAGAAGAGGAAGAAAUAAUACAUGACGACAAUGAGUGGGGUAUUGAGUUGGUAUCUGAGGUUUCAGAAGAGGAACUGAAAAAUUCUUCAGGUCCAAUUCCUGACUUACCUGAAGGAAUUACAGUGGCAUAUACAGUUCCGCAAAAGCAAGAAGAUCCUGUACCUGAAGUAACAGUGGAAGAUUCUGGUGAAAGCUUGGAAGACCUCAUGGCCAAGAUGAAGAACAUGUAAAUAAUGGACUGGCCUGUAUUGUAUUUCCUGUGUCUAAACCUGUUCCCUAGCAAUUAAAAAGAAAAUCAUUUAAAACUGAGAAAACUUAGGGCAACAUCAGUUGAUGUAUAAUCUUCACUGAAUUGUUAUACUGUUUAAAAAUGCUGUGACUAUUGCUUGUUACUCCCCCCCACCUUCAACUAAA
Messenger RNA from Globicephala melas (long-finned pilot whale), 2034 nucleotides. It is a transcript of the gene UBA5, whose product is annotated as ubiquitin like modifier activating enzyme 5. NCBI's taxonomy places the organism in Eukaryota, Metazoa, Chordata, Mammalia, Artiodactyla, Delphinidae. Gene Ontology annotation, molecular function: UFM1 activating enzyme activity. Gene Ontology annotation, cellular component: cytoplasm; cytosol. The record is from RefSeq and is a predicted model, not a curated record. Gene Ontology annotation, biological process: protein ufmylation.